UACAAUAGUAUUUAGUGUCAGUGUUAUAGUGACGGACAAUCAGAUGUGAGUGUUGUUGUUGUUGUUGUUGUGUGUGAUGUCUAUGUCUUUGCCAUUGACUCGGUUCCACUCAUAUCACGGGCAGAACAUAAUCUUAUUGGACGACUCAGUCGUGGCCUACCGUAAGGCCAGUUUCGCUCACGGAAUUGCUUUCAGCGAAAAGCCAUUACUUCCCAAUGAGAUCUUCUUGAUUGAGAUCGAGAGGAAUGAGAGUGGAUGGUCGGGACACAUGCGGUUAGGUCUAACCCAAUUGGAUCCGUCGUCACACUUUCAACUUCCGCAAUACGCGUUGCCUGAUCUCCAAAAUCACGGCCACUCGUGGGUCUUCGCCAUUCCUAAUAACUCGGAGAUUACCGACACUAUGAGUGAUCAUCGGAUUGAGUACAAUGAGACAGAUGACACACAACAGACAAAUCAUAAUCACCGAAAUGGCCAAAGAAGACAAAGACAUCGUAGCACACAAAGACGCAGACAUUCAGAGACAUCAAUCUUAGGAAAUGGCGAACAAAUCCGUACGAGUCGUGGCAUUAUUCCUCGAUAUCUGUUACGACCGGCCAUCAGAAGUAAUAUGACAACAGAUAGUAUGGAUGAAUCACCAUUUGAGCGAUCAUUUGUCAAUCAAGCAAAUGGUGACCAAUUUGUUUACGACUCACUGAUGCCCUCGACAUCAACUAUUUCUCCCAGUAAUUCUCAGUCAAGUCUUGUCAAUCAUAUAUACUAUCACAACGUCAACGGCGAAGACUCGAGCAGUUUAGACACCAACUCUAGUGACGACUCGACAGCCAAUAUGGCAUACCUGCCAACCGAUGUCGGCAGUAAAGUGGGUGUCAUGUAUGCCGUGACCGGUGAUCGGGCGGAAAUGCAUUUCAUUUUUAAUGGUGAAGAUCACGGUAUUUAUGCCAAAGAUAUACCAUAUAGAAAGGGUCCACUGUUUGCAGUUGUAGACAUAUACGGAACGACAAAACAGGUGCGAAUCGUUCAGCUGUACGGCAUAUCGUCAUUGAAGAGCGCCUGUCGUAAUGCAAUACUGGCCACAAUCCGGUCACCAAAAGUUAUUCCUUUCCUACCGUUGCCAACAAAAUUAAAAAAUUACUUAAUGUAUCAAUAA
Messenger RNA from Oppia nitens, 1147 nucleotides. RefSeq names its product neuralized-like protein 2. The coding region runs from base 77 to 1147 and encodes 356 amino acids. NCBI's taxonomy places the organism in Eukaryota, Metazoa, Arthropoda, Arachnida, Sarcoptiformes, Oppiidae. Gene Ontology annotation, molecular function: ubiquitin protein ligase activity. The transcript is spliced from 2 exons. Gene Ontology annotation, biological process: intracellular signal transduction. The record is from RefSeq and is a predicted model, not a curated record.